Messenger RNA from Oreochromis aureus, 4335 nucleotides. RefSeq names its product protein NLRC3-like. Lineage: Eukaryota; Metazoa; Chordata; Actinopteri; Cichliformes; Cichlidae. The coding region runs from base 153 to 2564 and encodes 803 amino acids. The record is from RefSeq and is a predicted model, not a curated record. The transcript has 8 exons.
CUACAAGUCAAAAGGUAAAAACUACAAGUCCCAGCAUCCUCUGUGCUUAGGGCGGAGCAGUGAAAGUGAAAGUGUUGAUCCUCCGUUCAGAGCAGCAGGAGGCGAGUGAGAGCUGUGCUGAGGCAGACUAACUCCACCCUGACAUCAAGAAGAUGGAGGAAGAGGACGGAGCAGCAUCUGCAGCAUCCAGCUGUGUGUCUGUGAGGAGUGACUGGUCCAAAGGCUUACCUCCAGAAUUCAGUAAUGAACCUGCACCAACAAUAGGUCAGAGGUCACAGUCUGCAGCAUCCAGCUGUGUGUCUGUGAGGAGUGACUGGUCCAAAGGCUUACCUCCAGAAUUCAGUGAUGAACCUGCACCAACAAUAGGUCAGAGGUCACAGUCUGCAGCAUCCAGCUGUGUGUCUGUGAGGAGUGACUGGUCCAAAGGCUUACCUCCAGAAUUCAGUAAUGAACCUGCACCAACAAUAGCUUCUGACCAGUGUGGAGAAAGAUUCAGAACCAGAGCUGGACUGCAGACAGCCAGUCAGAGCAGCUGUGUACAAAAUGUUGGCCUACAGGAGGUUUUAGAUGAACAUAAGAUCAGUCUGAGGAGGAGAUGUGAAUGUGUGACUGAAGGAAGUGAUGAAACAGGAAGUAGAACCCUCCUCAACAGGAUCUACACUGAGCUCUACAUCACAGAGGGACAGAGUGAAGAGGUUCAUACCCAACACGAGGUGAGGCAGCUGGAGACAGCUUCCAAGAUGGACGCCCUCCAUGACACUCCAAUCAGGUGCCAGGACAUCUUUAAAGCCCUACCUGACCAACAGAGACCCAUCAGAGUGGUUCUGACCAAUGGCGUCGCUGGUGUUGGAAAAACCUUCUCAGUGCAGAAGUUCACUCUGGACUGGGCAGAGGGCUUGGAGAACCAACAUGUCACUGUGGUGGUUCUGCUUUCAUUCAGGGAGCUGAACCUGAUCAGAGAUGAGCAGUACAGUCUUCUGGAGCUGCUCCAUGAUUUCCAUCCAACAUUACAGAGCGUCACAGCAGAGAAGCUUGCUGUCUCUCAGCUUUUGUUCAUCUUUGACGGCCUGGAUGAAAGCAGACUUUCAUUGGAUUUCACCAACAGGAAGCUGCUGUCUGAUGUCACACAGAAGUCAUCAGUCAGCCAGCUUCUGACAAACCUCAUCCAGGGGAAUCUGCUUCCCUCGGCUUUCGUCUGGAUAACUUCCCGACCCGCAGCAGCCAAUCAGAUCCCUUCUACAUGUGUUGACAGGCUAACAGAAGUACGAGGCUUCACUGACACCCAGAAGGAGGAGUACUUCAGGAGGAGAUUCAGUGAUGAAGAGCUGUCCAGCAGAAUCAUCUCCCACAUGAAGACAUCCAGGAGCCUCCACAUCAUGUGUAGAAUCCCAGUCUUCUGCUGGAUCACUGCUACAGUUCUGGAGCACAUGUUGACUACAGAGCAGAGAGGAGAGCUGCCCAAGACCCUGACUGACAUGUACUCACACUUCCUGCUGGUUCAGACAAAGAGGAAGAUGAACAAGUACCAUGAGGGACAUAAGACUAGUCCACAGGAGCUGACAAAGGCCGACAGAAAACUUCUUCUGAAGCUGGGGAGGCUGGCGUUUGAACAUCUGGAGAAAGGAAACAUCAUGUUCUACCAAGAAGACUUGGAGCAGUGUGGUCUGGAUGUGACAGAGGCCUCUGUGUACUCAGGAGUUUGUACAGAGAUCUUCAAAAGAGAGUGUGUGAUCUUCCAGAAACCAGUUUACUGCUUUGUUCAUCUGAGCAUUCAGGAGUUUCUGGCUGCAGUCUACAUGUUCCACUGUUUCACCAACAGGAAGUCAGAGGUGCUGAAGAACUUCCUAGAAGAAUACAAAAGCAGGCACUCAAACAGAUCUGUUUUUAAGAACAUAUUCAAGUCUGAUAGCGUCCCAUCACUGGAUGUCUUUUUGACUAAAGUCAUGGAGAAAUCCCUCCAGAGUAAAAAUGGCCACCUGGACCUGUUUGUUCGCUUCCUUCAUGGCCUCUGUCUGGAGUCCAACCAGAGACUCUUAGGAGAUCUGCUGGGUCAGACAGAGAACAGUCCAGAAACCAUCCAAAGAGUCAUCAAGACCCUGAAAGAGAUGAACAGUGAUAAAAUCUCUCCUGACAGAAGCAUCAACAUCUUCCACUGUCUGAUGGAGAUGAACCAUCUCUCAGUACAUCAGGAGAUCCAAGAGUUCCUGAAGUCAGCGAACAGAUCAGAGAAACUCUCUGAGAUCCACUGCUCAGCUCUGGCCUUCAUGCUGCAGAUGUCAGAAGUGGUUCUGGAUGAGUUGGACCUGAAGAAGUACAACACAUCAGAGGAGGGACGACUGAGACUGAUUCCAGCUGUGAGGAACUGCAGAAAGGCUCAACUGGCUCAGUGUCGACUCUCAGGGACUCACUGUGAAGUUGUGGCCUCAGCUCUGAAGUCCAACCCCUCCCAUCUGAAAAAGCUGGACAUGAGUGGAAACAAACUGCAUGAUUCAGCAGUGAAGCUUCUGUGUGCUGGACUGGAGAGUCCAAACUGUCGACUGGAGACUCUGGGGAUAUGCUUGUGAAGGUGGAAUAUGGGGGACAGCGGAAGUGAUGAAUGGAGGACAUGCAUAUUGUAUUGAAGAAAAGAACAAUGAGCAUGCUGUUGCAUUUACCUAUGUCAGACCGUUUGAUAAACAAUAUUCUAAUGAAAGUGAGAACAGGUACAUUGCUCCAUAUUGUUACAUGUUUCAGAAAAUGUUUUGAAAUUGUAGUGCACAGUUCAAAAUAAAUGUUUUUCAAAAAUCAUUGCCUCUUUGUAAUAAAUGUUUAUUUCCAAAGGAAUUUCUAGAAGUUCAGCAGAGUAAAAUUCAAACUUUUUAGAAUUAAUUAGAAGAUAACUCUUAUGUAGUUAAACUAGAAUACUCUGUGAGAGUUGGUAUAUAAACUCUUAACACCUAGUUAGCAUUAAUAAGUGUUAAAUUAUCAACUCCAGACAGAUUUGGUACUUAACACUAAAUCAGAGUUAACGUACCAACUCUCCAAUAAGAGUUAAAUUAACUCUCUCUGGUGUGGACCCAUAUAGACACUUUAAAAGAGUUGAAAUCAAAUCUGACAGUGUUAAUUUGGACAUGCUGGAUUUGCUGUGUAUUUACCUUUUAGUCAUUUGGAUACCUCCCCAUGUCAAUCACUUCUUGACUGUCUUAGCGAUAUUAAAUCAUGGAUGGCAAAUAAUUUUCUGAAUUUUAAUGAUCGCAAAACGGAAGCAAUUUUAUAUGGCCCGCAUCGUUCUACUGAUUCUCCAGAUGUUGAUUUUGGUGAUUUGACCUCCCACUUGAAAAGUUCGAUCACUGAUCUUGGUGUUAAACUUGAUUCCGCGAUUACUUUUGAUGGUCAUGUAAAUGGGGUGGUAAAAUCAGCUUUUUAUUACCUCAGACGCCUAUCAAAAGUUAAGCCUUUCCUUUCCAAACCCAAUUUGGAAACUCUUAUUCAUGCUUGUAUCACCUCACGUCUGGACUAUUGUAAUUCCCUUUUAAUAGGGGUUAGGUAGGGCACUUUGUCACGCCUGCAGUUAGUGCAAAAUGCGGUGGCACGAUUUUUAACCGGUAGUAGGAAAUUCGAUCACAUCACUCCGGUUCUGGCUUCCUUGCAUUGGCUUCCCGUUGAAUUUAGGGUUCGUUUUAAACCCCUUUUAUUCGUUUCUAAAUCUUUAAAUGGUUUGGCUCCUGUCUACUUAUCUGAUUUGCUGAAGCCACAUGUUCCUCCUCGCUCGCUCCGUUCAGCUGAGCAGCUUUUGCUGUCGGUCCCUAAGUCGCGGCUGAAAUGCAGAGGAGAUCGAGCGUUUUCAAUUGCGGCUCUGAUGCUCUGGAAUAACCUUCCCCUCCAUAUUAGACAAGCGUCAUCAGUGCAGGUCUUUAAGUCCAGAUUGAAAACCUAUUUUUAUUCCCUGGCUUUUAACUCUGUAGGAAACUGACACCUUUCUUAUUAAUUUUAUUGUGUUUUUAAUUAUUUUAUUGUAUUUUUAAAGGUAGUUGUUUUGAUCUGUAUUGUUCAGCACUUUAGUCUGCCUGAUGUGUGGUGUGUUCUUAAAGUGCUAUACAAAUAAACGAUGAUGAUGAUGAUGAUGAUGAUUUCUCUGCGAAAACAUUUCCAUUUCUUCCAAUAUUGUUCAUAUUUUUCUGUAGACAAUCUUAAAGAGAAGGCUAGUUGUUCCAUAGUAUGAAUUUCGUGUAUUAUUUCUGUCCGGUCCGAAACAGUUGGUGGUUCCUCAUUCAGCCAUUUGCAUGUUAUAGCUUUCUUGCUGGUCGCCUGUAUUAUCUGUAGCAGGUAUCUAUCCUGUUUCUUCAAUCUCUUUGG